Molecule: messenger RNA, 3519 nt
Organism: Eimeria acervulina
Lineage: Eukaryota; Apicomplexa; Conoidasida; Eucoccidiorida; Eimeriidae
Product: Dual-specificity phosphatase, catalytic domain-containing protein , related
Exons: 10
Coding region: 1-3519 (1172 amino acids)
Biological process (GO): negative regulation of MAPK cascade; protein dephosphorylation
Cellular component (GO): cytoplasm
Molecular function (GO): ice binding; MAP kinase tyrosine/serine/threonine phosphatase activity; protein tyrosine/threonine phosphatase activity
Source: RefSeq, a predicted model, not a curated record
AUGUCCGAUGAAGCAGCAGCAGCACACAACCGCCUUCAUAUACCUUACUCGCCAUACACCCCAGCAGGUGCUGGUGUCUCCUUGCUGCUGCCUCUACCUCCAACGCCUCGGUGUUUAGAGAAGGGGCCCCCCGCUGCUGCAGCACGGGGAGCUGAGCAGCAGGGGGCCCCUGGGGGCCCCCGAGGGGGCCCCCCAAGGGCUCGCUCAGCACCUAGGGCUGUCUCUACAAUUAAAGAAUAUACAAGACGUAGUCUCUGCAAUCCCAAUACACCCAGGGCCCCUGUUGAGGGGGCCCCCUUCUAUAGGGCAUCUGGAGGGGCCCCCUUUGCUGUUGCUGCGAAGGAGACACCAGGGACACGCCUAAGACGAAGUGGUGUACGUACACCACCAAAGCAGCAGCAGCAGCAGCAGCAACAGCAGCAACAGCAGCAAAUGUCUACUCGACGCCUCUCUGCUAGCCCUGCAAGAGCAUGUCAGGGUAUGGGGGCCCCCAGAGGGGCCCCUAUAGGGGGGCCCCCUUCUGGUGACUGCAGUGUUGCUGCUUUAGCUGAGGCCCUAGAGAGAAAUCAAAGAGAAUUGAGUAAGCUUAACUUGAAUUUGCAGGAGAAGUUGAUAGGGAUAGACAGUACAGCUAAUAAGAGAGAAGCAGGGGGGGGGCCCCCUAAACCCUUUGCCUCAUGCAGGGGGGCCCCCAACCCCGAGGCCUAUGGAAGCAGCAAGAGGCCCUUCUCAGUGGGGGGCCCCCACCCAACUGCAGCAGCAGCAGCAGCAGCACCAGCAGCAGCAGCAGCAGCAACAACAACAGCAGCAGCACGCGCCAGAGCAGGCAGCAGGGGGCCCCUGCAAGGGACAGGGAAGGCGGGGGGGGCCCCCACCCCUUCUCGUGUGGUGUAUAGGGGGGCCCCCAGGGGGCCCCCUGAAGAGAUUACUGAAGGAGAGAGGAUUAGGUUUAUGCUGGCGCUGGAGACAGCAGAGAGACAGUUUGGUGAACGCCUGCAGCAAUGUGUCUCCGUACUGCCCCAAGAACUCAGUAAAAAGGUGGCAGAGGCGGGGCCCCUAGAAGAGAAGCUGCAGCAGCUGCAGGGGGCCCUCUUGCUGCUGCUGAACAAACAACCCCUGGACAGGGGCCUGUCUCCUUCUGAAAGAGAAGGCCUGCGAACGCUGGGGCUACAAAAAAAGAGAGAGGGAAAGCUUCAAGCAGCCCUAUCUGAGACGCGAGCGAAGCUGGAAGCAACAAGGCAGCAAGUAGCAGCACUGCGGCGUCUGCUGCUGCCGCUGCAGCACAGCAUUGGGGCCUAUGCUGCUCUUCAGCGGGGGAACGGAGGCGCAGCAGCAGCAGCAGCAGCAGCAGGAGGAGCAGCAGCAGCAGCAGCACGGCCUUACUCUCCUUAUCGCCCUGCUGUUCCUGCUCUUCUUGCUUCAGAAGAGGGGCCCCCCUAUCAACCAAAUCUUUUUAAAGAUAUGCAGACAGCAGCACAAACAAAUGAAGGCAGCACACCUAGACCCUAUAGGGAAGCAGCAGAAGGGGGCCCCCAGACAUCUAUAGGGGCCCCCCCGAACCCUCUUCACCGGCGGGGGGCCCCCCACUCAGCAGGGGCCCCCUGGGGGGGCCCCCACGGGGGCCCCCCUGGGGGCCCCCCAGCAGAAGAGGAGGCAGUAGGGGCCCCGUCAGAGGCCUCAGAGGAGGCAGGGAGGUACUCUUUAAAGGGGGGGGGCCCCCUACAAACAGAUGGGGGGCCCCCCUUAGAAUAUGAAGGGUCUGGCUUUAAUGUUUGCGACAAGAAAGGAAGAAGAAGCAAAGACAAAGAAAUACUUUUUAAAGAAUUCAAAGCUGUUGAGCAACAUAUUGCUGCCAGCAGCAACAGCAGCAGCAGCAGCAGCAGCAGCAGCAGCAAACAGUCGUUCGAGGCGACCCUCAGCAACGAAAGGAGACAUUAUGAAGCAGAGACAGCAGAAGAAAAAACGCAAGUUAGAGACCUAUCAGCAGCAGAAAGCAGCAGUCUCUUCACUUGGGACCAGGACGAAGACGACGUGAAGUGGGCCUCCGAGUUCCUGAAGAGACAGGAGCUCGGGGUUGGCGGCUGUUAUAGGGGCCCUUCUGCGGAAGAGGCGAGCAAGACAUUAGAAGAGAAGAAGUCAAGCCCCGCCUCACCUCUGCAUGCACGCGUCUUAUCACCAGGCUACGAAGGCCCACCCUGGGCAGUGGGGCCCCCGGGUCCCCCCCAGGGCCCCGGAGGGGCCCCUCAAGGAACCCGAGGGGCCCCCCAGGGUCCCCAGGUGCCCCGAGGGGCCCCCCAAGGAACCCGGGGAGGGGCCCCCCCCCAGGGUACCCUCCCGGGAACACGAGGAGGGGCCCCACAGGGAACCCGGGGGGGGGCCCCACAGGGGCCCCCAGGGGCCCCCAGGGGCCUCCAGGCUGCUGGGUCUCCUAUGGGGAGGAGGGCAAUAGGGCCCCCAGGGGCCCCUGGGGCCCCGGGGGCCCCCCUGCACUCAGGAGGGGGUCCUUUGGGUAGAGGGUACAGCAUGGGGCCGCAUAAUAUGCCUCCUCGUCUUGGGUGGGUAUAUAAAGAAGAUGCAGCAGUUGCUGCAGCAGCAGGAGAGAUAUACGCUUAUGUUGCUUCUUUACCUGCUGCAUGCACUAGCAGCAAGUUGGGUCCCGGCUUAGCGAUGCGCUUCGAGCAGAUGCCUCUGGGGGCAGUGAGAGAAGCCCUUGUAAGGGGCUGCAAUGUGUUAAUUCAUUGCGAGAAAGGCAUUUCUCGUUCGGUUGCUGUUUGUAUGGCAUAUUUAAUAUUAUAUGAAGGGCACUCCUUUCGCUCUGCUUAUUUAGCUGUCAGGAGACACCGCCCGAUUGCACGGCCAAACGUUGGUUUCAUACAGCAGCUGCUGCAGCUAGAAGCAACAGUAAGUUCUAGGGGGGCCCCCGGGGGCCCCCGGGCACUGCAGCAGCAGCAGCAGCAGCAACAGCAGGAUGCUAAGCACCGCACACGCAUAAACCAAUACCUUACUUAUAAACAACAGGACCCAGCUGCAGCUGCAGCUGCAGCGGCAGCAGCAGCAACAGCAGCAACAGCUGCAGCAGCAACAGCAGCAACAGCAGCAGCAGCAGCAGCAGCAGCAGCAACACCAGCAACACUAGCAACUGCACCACCUGUAACACCAGCAGCACUAGCAGCACCAGCAGCAGCACCGGCAGCAGCACCAGAAGAAGCAGCAGCAGCACCAGCAGCAGAAGCAGCAGCACCAGCACCAGCAGCAGCAGCACCAGCAGCAGCAACAACAACAGCAGCAGCAGCAACAGCAGCAGAGGCUCACCGGAGAGAAUUACACCAACACACUCAAGACCUUAUAAAUUCUGCUGUAGCAGCGACCUCUGCGGCUGCUGCUGCUGCUGCUGUUGCUGCUGCUGCUGCCAGGCGCAGCGGCUCCGCGACCCCUUCAGGGCCUCAGCAGGGCCCAGCAGCAGCAGCACUUCACAGGGGGGCCCCCACGAGGGCGCUCAAGGGGGGGGGGGCCCGGUGA